UGGACCAUGUUCUUUUUCUCUUUCUUCCCUUCCAUAGUUGGUCUUCUAUGGUGUUCUCGUUCGGUGCUUCAUGACCGACAAUGAAUAGGCUCCCAGAGACGAAUGCAGGUAUUGUAACUUCCUGGAUCCCUAUUCCGACAGCGCAUCCUCAUCAACCCGGCUGCGAGAACUCCCUUUGGAAAUUUGUACCUAGCAUCCUCGCUGCAUGGGACCCGGGCUAUGGACUAUCAGUUGGAGGUGUAACCACAUGCCACCCCAAGCCGGUGACGACCUGGUGGUUACAAGAGCGACUUGGUCCCAUUCGAGAGACGAUACUUAGUCUAGGACCGAUUACGUGUCCGAGCGAUUACUAUACUGCCACAGUGUCUGCUAAAGAUGCUUCGAGUACCUAUGUGGCAUGUUGCCCAUUAGAAUAUAACUUUGCAAAAUUCAAGGGCCCAGGAGAUACGGGCGAGUGUACGUCGGAGCUUAAAAAGGGAGCUGUGGUUACCUAUGCUCAGAGGAACCCCGAUUGGAAAAUUACCAGUUCCAGCGUCACAGCAGAUACAGCAGUAUCGGCGAUUCCUGUAAACGGCUGGAUAUUUGCCACCCCAACUGGAUCUGCAACAAAUAGUGCGAACAACUGCGACGCCUCCGUGGCAGAUGCAUUAGCGAACCAUGUAGUAACAGGGAAUUCCAGUUGCUCGGCGUCCGGUGGAAGUGGGAUUUCAGGGGGUGCCGCAGCUGGAAUUGGCAUCGGUGUAUCUUUAGGUGUUACCGGACUAGCAGCAUUAGGUGCCGGUCUAUUCAUGAUGUACAGAACGCGGAAAGCAGCCCGAAGGAAACCCUCGACAACCGAUAUCGCGCAAUUCGCGAACGGUGGUGGAAAGGGUAUAGAGGCCAACGCGCAUGCCAUACCGACGUACCCGUCCGACCAUCGAGAACCACCCAGCCUAUCCGGGGGAUAUCAAUACCCACCAUACGAAAGAGACGCUUGGGAUGCCUCGACGCCAUGCCCACCACCGCCACAAACAUCAAGUACACACACACAUGCCAGGACAGUGCCCCACGGGGAGAUGGAGGGCUCACCGUACCAACGUAUAAACGAAAGGACAAUAACAGAAAUAGGGGGAAUGCCAUAUCAAGAGAUAGACGGUAUAAUAGGAACAGGGUUCAUGGGACCACCCCACCACGAUUCAGAAGAGGACACGAGGAGGCGGAUGGAAUUAGAAGGGGAGUUUGAUCGGAACGUAAAAGUAUCCUUAUCAACACCAUGGCUAGCAGCAGCCAGGGCCGUACCGCCAUCGUCGUCUUCAUCAUCGCAUUAUCACCCUCCCCACUAAUGUAAUUGGAAAGCAGAUAGUAAUGUCGACAUACUAUCACAUACGCUAUGACCCUGGGGCUCUAUGGAGUCCGUUCGAAAUGCAUUAAUCGUUAUCUUAAGCGUUAUACCUGGAAUUCAAGUGUACACCGUAUUUUAGUUGAGAAUAUCAACCAUGUUUAUACCGCCAUAUAAAGGAGCAUACAGAGGGAAAGACAUACACGGAUAUGGGAGGCUACAUUGUUCAAAAAUUCAUUGUACAUACUUUGUACGUAGUUAUACAUUAGGUAGACUUCUUCUAAUGAGCCAUCAGGACGCAACCAAGUGUAGAUAUUCGUCUACCAAAGACACCAAAUUAGUACCGCUAGUAAAGAAUGG
This is a messenger RNA of Daldinia loculata, 1678 nucleotides long. RefSeq lists its product as uncharacterized. The transcript is spliced from 2 exons. Lineage: Eukaryota; Fungi; Ascomycota; Sordariomycetes; Xylariales; Hypoxylaceae. The coding region runs from base 81 to 1322 and encodes 413 amino acids. The record is from RefSeq and is a predicted model, not a curated record.